Xyrichtys novacula (pearly razorfish) is the source of this 15501-nucleotide messenger RNA. NCBI's taxonomy places the organism in Eukaryota, Metazoa, Chordata, Actinopteri, Labriformes, Labridae. The record is from the annotation of a GenBank genome assembly.
GGGGGAGGAUGAGCCGGGUGAAGGCGUGCGGAAGUGAACAGGAAUCAACCAUGGAGCGUUCAUUGAAAAUUCCAGAACAUUGUGUGAAACAGUGGCUUAAGUUUAUAGAAGAAAGUUCAAACCUUUUUUUUGUUUUGAUAACUUUUGUUUUUGUGAAUUUACCAAGCAAAGUGAUUAAAUUCAGCAUGUGGCAAAGAAAAAAAAGAUGACAGGUCUUCUUUGUACAUAUUUAUUUUAUUAAAAAUGUGUAUCAUUUCAUAAAAAAUGUUACAGUUACAAAAAGAGCCGUAAGCCAAACCCAAAGUGACUUUAUAUUACUCUUAAUGGUUGUCAGUAGCUUUAUAUAAACAGCUAAUGCAAUGUACUAAGCCACACUGUGGCUUACUGUAUAUAGGUUUCAUUGCGUAACUAUUCAUUAGUUAAUUCUGUUAAAAGUGUUUUGUUAGCAUGAAAUGUCUUUUUGAAGAAGCUAGAUAAUUUAUAAAAAUAUAACUUAUUAAUGUUGCAUCUAAGAGUAGUUUAGUCAACUUCCUCCAUCCUUGAUGUGUCAUCGUCUCCUUCCAAGACUGGCAUGUCUUCUUCAGUGGGCUGGAUGAGGUCUUCAGCUGCAGAGUCAUCAUCAUCGAUGCCUGUGAAUCAGAAAGCCAUGAGUAACGAUAGCCUGGUAUGGAUAUUUUAUAACCUGGUUUAUUCAGAGUCAGAGGGAAAAUAACCAGCAGCUUACCAAGACCGAGCUUGAUCAUUCUGUAGAUGCGGUUGGCGUGUGUCUGUGGGUCCUCCAAUGUGAAUCCUGAAGACAGAAGGGCAGUCUCAAACAAAAGGAUGACCAAGUCCUUAACAGCCUUGUCAUUCUUGUCAGCCUCUGCCUUCUCCCUCAGGGUCUCAACGAUGGGAUGCAGAGGGUUGAUCUCGAGGUGCUUCUUGGCUGUCAUGUAGCCCAUGGUGGAGUUAUCUCUGAGUGCCUGAGACUUCAUAAUCCUCUCCAUGUUUGCCGUCCAUCCAUAGGUGCUGGUGACAAUGCAGCAGGGGGAAGCCACCAAGCGGUUUGAGACCACAACCUGUCAAUGAGAUGUUGUGUUAUUGUCAUGGUCAAAGAGAUGUGGCAGCUAUGUAAGCAUAAUAGUGAGUGGACAUCAAAAUCAAUUUCUCUGUCAUUACCUUUUCAAUCUUCUUGUCAAGGAUGUCCUUCAUGAUCUUGCACAGGUUUUCAAAUUUAGUUUUGAGCUCUUCCUGCUUCUUCUUCUCAUCGUCAUCCUCAGGAAGCUCCAGGCCUUCCUUGGUGACUGAAACGAGGUUCUUGCCAUCGUACUCCUUCAGCUGCUGGACGCAGUACUCAUCAAUGGGCUCAAUCAUGUAGAUGACCUCAAGGCCGGCUUUGCGAAGGCGCUCCACAAAGGCAGAGUUGGCCACCUGAUCUUUGGUCUCACCUGAAAAGGUAAUGUAGAUGAAAUCAGUGCACUGAAGUGAUAACUAAAUCCCUUUACAAAAGAAAGAAAAACAAAUAGAAAUUGAGUUUAAUGGCUCACCUGUAAUGUAGUAAAUGUGUUUCUGGUUGUCCUUCAUGCGUGAGACAUAGUCUUUCAGGGACACAACCUCAUCCCCGGAAGCUGAAGUGUAGUAGCGCAGCAGCUCUGACAGCUUCUUCCUGUUCUGAGAGUCUUCAUGGAUACCAAGCUAAAAAUUGAAAGGAGGUUUUAAUGAAUUUCAGCUUUACACAGAUGAAAAACACAUAGACCUGAACUCUUGUGGUUAAGGAUUGACAAUGACUGAUUGCUUAAGUUACCUUGAUGUUCUUGGAGAACUGCUCGUAGUACUUCUUGUAGUUGUCCUUAUCCUCUGCAAGCUCAGUGAAGAGUUCCAGGCACUUCUUGACCAGGUUCUUGCGGAUGACUUUCAAGAUCUUGCUCUGCUGCAGCAUCUCUCUGGAGAUGUUAAGGGGCAGAUCCUCAGAGUCCACCACACCCUUGAUGAAAUCUGAAUGAAUAGAUGAUAAAGUUUAAAUCAAAAUAAUCCUACAAAUGAGUAUAACUUUUAAGAGAUUAUCUUGGUAUAAAAGAAUAAUAAUGUUGUGUUACUUACUGAGGUACUCUGGAAUCAGCUCCUCACAGUUGUCCAUGAUGAAGACUCUGCGCACGUACAGUUUGAUGUUGUUUCUCUUUUUCUUGUUUUCAAAGAGGUCAAAAGCGGCUCUUCUAGGUACAAAGAGCAAGGCACGGAACUCCAGCUGACCCUCCACUGAGAAAUGCUGCAUAGAUGAAAAUUAGUAAGAAAUUAAAACCUUAAAAAUCUUCACAAAAGGAUCAAGAAAUUAUCAAGAGAUAUUUGUAUAGAAGUUACCUUCACAGCCAGGUGGUCCUCCCAGUCGUUGGUCAGACUCUUGUAGAACUCUCCAUACUCCUCGUUGGUGAUAUCAUCAGGGUUACGGGUCCAGAUUGGCUUGGUCUUGUUCAGCUCCUGGGCGUCAAUGUACUUCUCCUUCACCUUCUUCUUCCUCUUGUUCUUGCCGUCCUUUGAGUCUUCAUCCUCAUCAGAGCCAACAUCCUCGAUCUUGGGUUUGUCUUUGUUCUCGGCAGCUUCUUUCUCAACCUCUUCCACCUUCUCGCCUUCAUCCAGGUCCACUUCUUUCUCUCUUGUCUUCUCCACCUUGGAUUUAAAAAAAGGUGGGGAUUUUUUAAGCUUUUCUUCAAAUAAUAUAAUAUUAUCGCAAAUUUUCAUCACUAAUGUAACUUACGUAAAGGGUAAUGGGGUAGCCGAUGAACUGUGAGUGCUUCUUUACAACUUCCUUGAUGCGCUUCUCCUCACAGUAUUCUGUCUGAUCUUCUUUAAGGUGAAGGAUCACUUUGGUGCCUCUGCCAAUAGGCUCUCCUAAAAAAGUAAUUUAGAUAUAUACAUUAAAUCUCACUUAUUUACUCAAAUGACUCAUCAGCAGAUUAUGUUGUUGUUGAAACUUACCAGUAUCUGGCUUGACGGUGAAGGAGCCUCCAGCUGCAGAUUCCCAUAUGUACUGCUCGUCAUCAUUGUGCUUGGUAAUGACUGUCACUUUCUCAGCCACCAGGUAGGCGGAGUAGAAACCAACACCAAACUGACCAAUCAUGGAGAUGUCAGCUCCAGCCUGCAGAGCCUCCAUGAAAGCCUUGGUGCCAGACUUGGCGAUUGUGCCCAGGUUGUUGAUCAGGUCGGCCUUGGUCAUGCCAAUACCUGUGUCGAUCAGGGUGAGUGUGCGGGUGAGCAGGUCGGGCCUGACUUCAAUCUUCAGGUCUCUGCAUGAGUCGAGUCUGCUGGGGUCUGUCAGGCUUUCAUAUCUGAUUUUGUCCAAGGCCUGUUUAGAUAUGUAAUGUUGUUUUAGUAUUGAACAUAUAUAAAGAACUGCCAAUUUUUAAAAAACAAAGGCAUAUAUAUUGAUGAGAAGCUUUUUUUCACUUACAUCUGAGGAGUUGGAGAUAAGCUCCCUAAGGAAGAUCUCUUUAUUUGAGUAGAAAGUGUUGAUGAUAAGGGACAUCAGCUGAGCAAUCUCAGCCUGGAAGGCAAAGGUCUCCACUUCCUCCUCCAUAGCGUGUCCAGCGUUCUCAGGCAUCUAAAGGAUAGCACAUGUUCUGUUUAAAAACAUAUUCUGCACAAACAUCUAAACAUCCUCUUUAGAGUCUUUUUUCUCGUAUUUAAUUAAUAUUUUCUGCUGUUAUCUUAUGAUUCUUUCCCCUCCCUCUUGGUAAAGCCGGCCUCAUGGCUUAGGAAGGGCUCUUCUCACUGAUAGUGGGGGAACACAUGUUCCUUCUGUCAAUCAAACCCUCGCCAUUUGGUGACUGGGUGGAGCCCUGAUGCUCCCCCAACCCCCAAAAGCUUCAGCAUGUGUCAUUCAACACCUUUAUGUUGUAAGAAGAAAUAGCAGCUUAAAUAUCAGAUGCAAGACGAGCUAAAUCUGGGUUUUAACCGCAAGGCAUGAAUCCUUUUUUUAAUCUCUGUGACAUCUGUAUUUGGAACAAAGAUUUUUUCCCUUUAAACAACUUGUUUUACGUCUUCAUACAUUAGUGAUUAAAACUUCACCAAAGUAAUUAAAUGAGUGACUGAUUUCUUUUAAAAACAGUCCAUACUUCUGUUAUAUAUUUGGUACUUUUCUGCAUCAAUAUGUGAAACUGGUGCAUCUGUUCUUUCUGCCAACCUCUUAUCCUGCCCACCCGCCAUUGCUGUAGCAGGGUCACCCUGCUUGCCAUGUGCUCCUUCCGAACAAUUGUGGUAGCUUAAAAGGCGUACUUUUUUUAUUUGUGCAACUUUUAUUUGAAUUUAUGUUCUUUUUUGGUAACCAUGCCUGUCUUUGUACCAGUUCUUGUUUCAUUCAAAACAUUUUUUUGUUGUCAUUUUUGUCUUUUCUGUUUUUAAAAUCCAAGUUGAAAAGCAUGAAAUAAGUGUAUUCAGUUUUGGGUGUCUUACCUAGAAGAUGAUCUUUUCUUGUUGCUGCUUGAGGAUAGUCGUCAAAUCACUGAGCUUGUCUCCUCUUCCUGGUAAGAGCCCCAAAUGAAUGCUUCACUGCUGUUCUGGGAGCAGUUAGUCACUCUUGGUGAGUUCAAGAAAGUGUCUUUGACUCUAUGCAGACCCCACGACAAGCCGGUGUCUUUUUAUACUUCAGGGGGUGGUUUCUAGAAGCUCCCAUUCAGAACCUUCCAGAAGAUACGCUCACUACAGUAAGGGGGGUUGCGAGACCAGAGCCCUAAAGUUGAUGUGCCCUUGUAGGGCUGCAGAGUCACAAGGAGUGCCUGUCAAUCAGAGUGAGUGCUUCCCUGAUUGCUUGUCUAGCUGUUAGGCCCCAUACCCCCCUAAAGCGUCACAGCUGUGCAGAGCCUGCUAUCAGCUGCUGUCGAGGAGCCGCAUGGACACACAUGCUUCCCAUGGGGUUUAUGGGCAGCAGGCCUGCUUCUUUUUUCAGCUUAAAAGGGAGAAUGUGGGAAGUUUCAUAUGUUUGGAGCAUUUGUGAAGCUUUCCUCAAAGUGUCUCAAAAACAUGUCAAAAGAUUGAUACUGCUUGUGAGUUCACAUGAUGUUAUCUUGUAUAUCAGACUUAGUUUUUAUUAAUAUAGUCCCAAUAAAACAUUAUAAACUCCUACACUUUUGAUAUAGCCUGUUAGUUUAACGAAAUACUGAGAACUCAGCCCCUAGACUGGAAAUUUCCAUAGUUUUUGAGCUGCAUCUUGUGGCCGUAAUUACAAGAUGGAUGUGCAAAGAGAAUCAGUGUCCUAUAAGUAAAGGUUUUGGCAGAGUUUAAUUGUAAGACUUGUAAGAGUUAACUUUUUUGGGAUAAAUAGAAGGCCCCAAUAUGAUGGGCAAUUGAAGGCCCUUUUCAUGUGCUUUCUUUGACAUGUUUCCACUGUGGACAAGCAUUGAAACUGAAUUAGAGUUCAAACAACAGAACUAUAAGCCACAAUACUAUUACAAUUGCAAUAUUUCAUUAAAAAAAUUACUUUAGUUUUUUUUAAAUUAAAGUUAUACAAAAAUCCACAGCUUUGUGAGAUAGAAGUCUAGAUUCCUCUGGUACAGUGUGGACUCGAGGUAACACAGCUGGCCAGAGGAUGGCAGUAUGGUACACUGACUGCAGCUCUGUUAUGUAAUUGAGAUGUUUCGAGGUAGUAGCAGACAGUACUAGAAACUGAACGCCAUGCAACGUGGAGAACUGUUGCAAUCACUGUAAGAUGAUAUUUUCUUGAGCUCAGUGCCAUACAGUUUAAAUUGUUUACUAGAAUAAGAUGGCAGCUUAAACUGAUGCUUGUAUGAACGUGGCAGAGAUAAAUUGUAUCUGGGUGGCACUGGAAUGAAGAGCUGGAUGAUGGAGGUCAAUCAUCAGCUACCUUUGUUUCAAUAAUUGCAUCAUAGAAAUUAUCAUGAGCUUAAAUCUCAGGCUGCUUUUGUUUGCUUUAAGAAGGCAUUUAGCAAGUACCAGAGAAUUUUUUUUAUUUUUACAGUCUAAUUUCAAGAUGUCUAUGGGCAUAAUAUUCAAAAACAGUAUAUGAGGAACAACAAUGUAAUGUAAAAUUGUCAGGGUUCUGUUACAUUAGACAAAAAAAAUUAGAUUGGUACAUUACAGCUUUCUUGUUAUCAGAUUAAAGUAAUAGUUUAUAUAUUGCUUUACAUUUUGGAGAAAAAAAAUCAUUACUUCACUUGCACUUGUGAAUAAAAACAUUGGUGUUAGACUAAUUUGCCUCAUAAAAUAAGAUAUUCCUUUAUUAGUCCCACAUGAGGAAAUUGUUUAAUCUGCUGCUCUGGGCUACACCAACUCCCAGCUCUUCAACAGGUGACCUAAGGUAAAUUAUGAAAGUCAUGGUGUUCUGGGGUGUGGUAUCGAAAGGUAUCGUUCGUAUUUUGUCCACUUCAUUAAAAUACCAAUGUGUUCAUAAUGUUAAAGCUGCUUCGUCUAAUUUUGUUGUGUCUAUUUUCAUUUUUUUCCACUCACAUGAUUUUAUUAAUUCGUACGCAUGGCCGCCGGACUUCAACGGCCCAACGCAUGCGCUGUCGUCAACAUCCGGGGCUCAGACAAGGAUGAACGCCAAUUUCCAAGAUGGCGGCGGAGGGAGGAGGGAAGGAGAUGAACGAAAUUAAAACUCAAUUCACCACACGAGAAGGCGUCUACAAACUCCUCACUCACUCCGAAUACAGCCGCCCCAACAGGGUGCCUUUCAACUCGCAGGGCUCGAAUCCCGUCAAGGUCUCCUUCGUGAACGUGAACGACCAGUCCGGCAACGGCGACAGGAUCUGUUUCAAUGUGGGCCGGGAGCUCUACUUUUAUAUCUACAAAGGCGUGAGAAAGGUAAACAAUGCCGAGAGCGGCGGUCCAGGAGCGGCCUCAAACAUGCGGCACCGUGGCUGUCAGCUGUCUGAGCUUCUGUCAUUGAGGUGCGCAGAUUGUGAGGACCAGGCCAGGUAGCGGACCAGCCUCAGUCUGGAGCUAGUUAGCUUUUCUGUGCUAAGACCGCCUCAGUUUGUUGUUAUUGCACUAAGAGUGUGCACUCCACAGUUUGAGCCCUCAAGCCGUGACACAAGGCUUUCGUGUUAAUAGGAUAACGCAUACAAGGGUUUGAUAAGCCAUGUCCGAUAUCUGGUCUCAGUUUUUUAGCCAAAAGGUUCCUAUAUGAGUAGGAAGUUGUCAACAGAGCUGCGCAGCUUAGUUUUUUGUCUCUGUUACAGUACCCAGAAUCCAAAGCCACAGGAGUGCCAGAGGAAAAUGUGCAUUAUCUGUGAUGUAAUGAUGUGUGUGCACUCCUUUGUUGGGGUCUGGAUGUGAUGCAAUGUGAUCCACUGUUUGGUUGUACACAGUGGUGAUGUCACUGCAGCAAGCCCGUGUUUGGUCUUGUUUAUAGCGGGGAUGGUGAGUGUGACACUGGUGAUCAUGCUGGUGGUGAUGUGGUCGUCCCUGAAAAGCAGCUACAGUACACUCAAUUCAACAAUAGAGGCCAAACCGGUGAAUCAGAGCUGUGCGGAGAUGUCUCCAGCUCAGAGCGUCUCAGGUGUCAGUAUUUAACCACACAAAAGGGAGGAAAGAAUGACUGUAAAUACUUACUUUCCUGAUUACUCAUCACUUCCAAAGACUGUCUAAAUAUUGUUUUGUCUUGUUUUCAUUAUCCCUGUGGUGUUGUGGCUUUUCAAAAGAAACAACAGUGUCAAUCUAGUAUUACUUAUAGCUUAAUGCAGAUACAGCGUCUUUAACAUCUAGGGCUGGGCGAUAUGGGAAAAAGUAUAAAAGAAUAUGUAUCACCAUGUGAAAAAAUCACUUGUCAAUCUUAAAUGUUCCCUGUAAAGGUCCUUACCAUAGACUGUAUAUACUAUGGAAAGCUUGGUCCCGCCUCCCGCCUGUAUAUGGAUUCGAAGCCGAAAAGCUCUCGAUAUUUCCAGGAUUUUUCUUCAUUUCCUGAAACCAGCAUUGCGCAGUAGUGUUGUGCGCAUUCGGCAGGAGAGUUGCUGUGAUGACACUCGGCUCAAACAGCGCAUCCCCCGGGUGAACUACGCAAUCCCUGAACGCCAAUAGUCUGUGUCAGGUGUCGAUCAAGAAAACAUGAACCCCCUAUUAACUUUUAAAAACAGAGCUUCACACGAUUUUGCAGGGUCAGAAUUGGACACACAGUAUGUGAAACUUUAGAAAAAUUGACUGUGAAACGAAAAAUAAAUGCCGCAAUAUCGCAGGACGGGAAAACGUCACUGAUGUGAACGCUUGUAUUGACAGGAUACGAAUUCGAAAAAAAAUACUGACGUCUGAAAUAAUCGCAUGUAAAAAAAACGCUCCUGGUGUGAAAGGACCUUUACUCUUAAAUGAUAUUUAACAUGUACGCAACAUAAUUUGCAGUGCACAUGAAGCUGAAAAUAUACAGGAUCUAUAUUUAGCGCGUUCUGUAUUUGCUCUGUAGAUCAGCUCUGGGUAUCGCAUACAGGAUGUGUAUUUGGAGCGUAGCAGCAGCGUAGUGCAGCUCCGGUCAGCUGGGCUCAGUUUACAGGAGACAACAUGCUCACAUCAGGUUGUUUUUCCUUUCUGUGGUCUAUUUCCUGCUAAUUUGGAUAUAAUUCAGUGACCGUUGAGCCUCUACUGCAUGCGAAAAAGCAACGUGAUUUUACAGUUUCAGUUUUUGGAGGUUUACUCGUGUUUAAUAGAGUAAACUAUGUUCCUUUAAGCUGUGCUGUUACCUUCAGACAGAGUUAGCAGGUAAAAGUUCUGUUGGGGUCCACAUGGAUCAGGGAUUGACCAUCAGAUUGUUCUGUGUUACUGAUACAUACAUGACCAGGAAGUAUUUCUCAUCUACACAAACUGAUACACAGUCGGGAGUUCGCAUAUGGUGUUUUAUUUUGAAAUACCGGAUGACACGCACGGUUUUCGUGCUUUAUCUUUUCUGUGUGGAUUGACACACAUUGGAAGCAUAGAGCAGCAAAAAUAGACUCUGCUGCGUAUCUUUAUCAGUGCUGCGAUGGGGCUGAUACGCGUCCUGUAUGCUUUGCUGCAUUAAUUAGAAUGGCAACCUAUUUGCGGCGUGAUACGCAACGCAUAGCAGGAAGUUGUCUUUUUCUGUGCUAUUUUGGACAAUCCACACAAGUUCCUUAAACGACCUGUUAACCAGUUGCAACUUAAUUGGUUCACCCACUGUGACAGUGAAACAUCUUUGAUGUGACAGUAUUUGACAUGUUUAUGUUUUGAUGUAGCCUCGCAACGUCUUGCAUCUGUUGGCAUGCCCUCUGAGGCUUUAUUGUCGCUCUGAUAGAAUAACAAACAAGUGAUUCAGAAAGCAAGAAGACUGUUUUCUGUCAUUGUUAUUAAACGGUGCUACUUCUUGAGCAAGAAGCCCAGAAAUAUGGGUAUAUUCUCUUGAUAAGUAAUGUUUACUGAUGCAUUUUAGCUUUACAUUAACAGUAUAUUCUUUAAUUUUUUAGCUUGUGUGAUAUUAGGGAACUAUUUCUUUGCAGACUGGACUGACAAGGCAGCACAUUCAGCUCAUUAGCUGCGUGUAAACGGAUGUAGCCAGCAACUUUAUAAAAUCCAUGUCAAAUAUAGGAGGGGGAAAAUAAUGAAACAGCAAUAUACUAUCUUCCUGAUUGGACAGAAAAAGGUGGCAACUUCAUGACUUCUGCAUUUUGUUUUCUCUAGUUUGUCAGAGAUAAGAUGUAUUGUGAUAUGAAUGUCUUGCUAUCAAUCAAUUAUUGAAGCAUUGCUAUAUCAAAAUCCCGGCCUCAGUGCAAACCUAAGUCAUUAUCAGUCUGAAGAAUUGCAAAGUAUCUGAGGUGACUCCUUCAACUUCAUUUCUCAACUUCAGCCUUUAUACUCGCAGAAAGUAUCAGAUUGCCAGACAGACAAAGCGAAAGUUUGCAUCCUACUCAAAUUCAGCACGCCUAGAAGUCUCCACUGCUAGCAUAGGGCAGCGUGGCAGGUUUUAACUUCAGAGCAGAGUUGUGCUGCUCACACUGAUCUCUCUUUGUCACUUUGCUCUGCUUCUGUCAUGGUCUUUUUUGUUGUUUGCGGUUGUUUUGAAACUUGGACUGUAAAUUUAUCACCUAUUGUGCUCGCACACCAUCAGACUAUAGUGCAGGGAAAAAAUAGACUGUGGUUUUUAACUCAGGAAACAGUUUGCAUUAGUUGAAACAACACAACUUCUCAUUGCUGUUUCUGAAUAAUACCGCCAACAAUGUCAGUAAAGUGACAGCUUAACUUUUUGCUUAAAAACGUGAACAAUAACUUUUCAUACCAGGUAAUUUUUUUUCUUUCAAAGUGAACAGGAUUAUCAAGACAACAGUUGCUCAUGAAGUGGCCUCCAUCGGAUCUGCUCAUAUGUUGAUAUAAAAUUGAAAACAGUCUUUCCGACUUAGAGCCCGACUGAUACAGAUUUUUUGGGGCCGAUACCGAUUAUUGGGGGGGGAUCUGAUUACAGAUUAAUCGGCCGAUUUUUUAAAUUUUUUAUUAAGUUGUAAAAAAGACAUAUAUACUGUAGAUAUACUGUAGGCUACUGCUCUUCACGUUACACAUCUCUGGUCCGGUCUCAUCUGGAGACAUGCAGCUGCCUCAGUAAGAGAAGUAGCUCAAUCACGUAAUGUCUACUGUUGUUUAUUCUACCAUUAGUUGGCACGGCUAACAGUUUAGCACGGCUAAUAGCAGAUGGCUAACUCUAACUCUAGCUUGCAUAUUACAUGGUGCUUCACCGUAAACUCUGCGUGACCAAGACCAGCACAGCGGGGAACAUCGUGAAGUGGGUUGAACGGAAACUUGUUGAGUUAUUGUGUAUUUCACAAACUGGUUUAUUUACCGUUGAGGCGGACCACUCUCCUCUGUGUGUCCCUGAGCUGCCUGCUUCAGAUCCGUCACUCUGCUGUGCUGUGAGGUAGUUAUUGGAUUAGGAUUGUCAUGAGGUCGCUGCACCAUCUACAGGAUAAGUCGAGGAACUUUUCAAAUGGCGGAACAUUUUCAAAGUGAAACCGAGUCUUAUUCUCCGCAUUUUAUUUCUGAAAAUAUCUGUGAAAAUUGGCGAGUUUUGGCCGAUUACCGAUAAGUCUCAAAUAGGCUAAAAUUGGCCGAUUUUAUCAGUUUGCAGAUAAAUCGGUCGGGCCCUUAUUCCGACUUAACCAAACUAUUUUUACAUUACACCCAAUUUAAACAUGAUUUUAAUUAUUGCAUUUCAUUUCAGCCUGAAUACUACACACCGCUUCUUGAAUGUCUGAAAAUUGACUAUGAAAGGGCUGAAGCUUAAAAGUGUCUCAAAUAUGAAAUUUUUACUGUUCAAAUGCGAGAUGUCUCUCUGUCAGGUUGACAUUAGCUCUGUCAGGUGAGUUUCUCCCUUUUCAACUGUAGAUCCUCUUCUUGUGUAGCAGAUUUGCAUAACCUCUGUGUAUGGGGCCUCCAUGUAUAAAUGGACUAUCAGUCAGUCUACCUUUACACAAGCACUGAAUUGGAGAAGAGACAAAGAGUCAGAUUCAUCCAAAAAGCCUUCAGGUUGUUUUUUGAACAGCACACUUUUCAAGUAAGGGUCCAUUAAUAUCACCGCUCGGUCUUUUCUAAAAAGAGUCAGCAGCUAAAAACAGUCAUGUAAAAAUAAACUCAUUCUUCUUCCUCCUCUCCUUAUUUCUUAGGCUGCUGAUCUCAGUAAACCCAUAGACAAGAGGAUAUACAAAGGAACGCAGCCCACUUGUCAUGACUUCAACCCACUCACAGCUACAGCAGAGAGCGUCUCCCUGCUUGUGGGCUUCUCUGCGGGUCAGGUGCAGCUCAUAGACCCAAUAAAGAAGGAAACCAGCAAACUCUUCAAUGAAGAGGUAGGUUCAAAUCAGAUUCUUGAAACUUGGUUCUUCACAGUGAAAAAAGCGGUAUAUGAUGUUGACCUUUUUUUUCCCCUCUGUCUGUUUUCAUCCUGCUCCCUCAGAGACUAAUAGACAAGUCACGAGUAACGUGUGUGCGAUGGGUUCCUGGUUCAGAGAGCCUCUUUUUGGUGGCUCACUCCAGCGGCAGCAUGUAUUUGUACAACGUGGAAAACACCUGUGGUACCACGGCGCCUCACUACCAGCUCCUGAAGCAGGGUGAAAACUACGCAGUGCAUACAUGCAAGAGCAAGUCAGCCCGCAACCCGUUACUGCGCUGGACUGUCGGAGAAGGAGCACUCAAUGAGUUCGCCUUCUCCCCUGAUGGGAAGUUUUUGGCGUGUGCUAGCCAGGACGGCUUCCUGCGUGUGUUUGGGUUUGACGCCGCAGAGCUCCAUGGGACUAUGAAGAGCUACUUCGGCGGCUUACUGUGUGUGUGCUGGAGCCCAGACGGACGGUAUAUUGUGGCAGGGGGGGAGGACGACCUGGUGACGGUGUGGUCAUUUUCAGACUGUAGGGUAAUUGCUCGGGGACACGGUCACAAAUCAUGGGUGAGUGUGGUGGCGUUCGACCACUGCACCACCAGCGUGGAGGACGGUGACCCCCCGGCUGAGUUCAGUGGCAGCGAUGAGGACUUCCAUGAGCAGAUUCACUUUGGUGCGGGGAGAGACCGGGCGAACAGUGCUCACUCUCGCCUUUCUAAGAGGAACUCUACAGAUAGUCGGCCUGUUAGCGUGACCUACAGGUUCGGCUCAGUAGGUCAGGACACCCAGCUGUGUUUGUGGGACCUAACGGAGGACAUUCUCUUCCCUCAUCUCCCUUUGUCCCGCACUAGGACUCACACUAAUGUUAUGAGUGCCACAAGCCCCCCAACCACUGGACAAACUACUACUACUACGACGACUACUGCAUCCACUACUAACCCCAGUGGCACUAAUGGAAAAGACAAUGUGAGCAAUAGCAGCACUAGUGCUAACCCAGCUAACUCUCUUCCUGGCACUCUUCCACGGUCUAACAGCUUGCCCCAGGCCUCCAACCCACCAGGGGGCAGCACGCCCAACAGCCACACAGGCGGCAGCAGCAACAGCAGCAGCAGCAGCACCACCACCACCAAGGGCAACAGCAUCAUCGACAGCGCUUUCAUCGCCACAGGUGUCAGCAAGUUCGCCACCCUGUCGCUGCACGACUCGCGCAAGGAGCGCCACGAGAAGGACCACAAGCGGAACCACAGCAUGGGGCACAUCAGCAGCAAGAGCAGCGACAAGCUCAACCAGCUCAGCUCGUCUCGGACGGCGAAAGCGGAGGUAGCUAAGACUCUGGGCACGACGCUAUGCCCGCGCAUGGAGGACGUGCCGCUGCUCGAGCCGCUAGUGUGCAAGAAGAUCGCUCACGAGAGACUCACUGUGUUAAUCUUCCUUGAGGACUGUCUGGUAACAGCCUGUCAGGAGGGUUUCGUUUGCACAUGGGCUAGGCCUGGGAAAGUGGUGAGUGACAGGCCUCUCGAGGAUACUGUCAUGUGACACCUCUUAACUUCCAUUGUCUUGCGCACAGCCAUUUUCUCUCUCUGCAUUCAGAAGCUGUAAACGCCACUGUGUGCAGCCAAAGGUUUUGGUUAUUUCACGCCAGAUUUAAACCAAACCCUCAGCAUUUUGAUGGUUAAUAGCACAUCUUCUCCGACAGUAAACCUCAUGGCCUCACUAUUCUUCCUCUUUGAAUACAUUCACGUAACACUGUUGUUUGUUAUCAAUGUGUGUUAUCUGUCUCUCCACAGGGAUUGCUAUCAUCUCAAAACAACCCUGCCAACUCCCCCAGUGGAACAGUAGUAUAGCCCCAGUGCAGGUGCUGCUAAUGACAGCUCCAUGCAACAGAGACGGGGGAUGACCAAGGCCAAGGCCCUGCAGCGCUUCUUCACACACUGUCAUACACCACAUGACCUCCAGUGUAACCUCCAUUCUCAUCACUACGAGAACCCAGAGCUCUCUUUGUGUUACGUCUCAUGUUUAGAUAACAAAUGUUGGCCAAGCCAGGGUUAGAAACUCAACCCCCCUUUUUUUUGUCUGGGAGUCUGCUGGAAGUAAAAAAAGUCUAAGCUUUAAAAAGUCGUCCAGGAGGGUUAUAGGAGGGGUUGACUGGCUCGUUAUUCCGUUUGUGGUCAUAUCAAGUGGCGUCUGGUCUAAAAAUAACAAACUCUAAACCCAAUCCUUUGUGCCUGUAGAUCUUCGAAGACUAGACUCGCCGUAAGCAUUGUGGUGAUGCCUCCACCCUAAACUUUUUUAUAGGUUUAAUUCCGAUGUUUUCCCAUGUCCUGUUCCUUGAAACGUAUUCACAGAUAAAGGGAAAAAUCUUGUUUCGGAGCAGCUCCACAUCCCCAAUGCCAAGUCUCUUUCAUCUGUCGCUUCCUGGGUGACCCUUUUGUGCAGCACUAGUCCUUAACAUGAGUUCGAGAAAGACUGGAGCGUUUUACUUCCUUCACAAAUAUUUGAAUCAGAGGUUUCACACUUUAUAGUGAAUUUGCACAGAUUUUCCUUUUCUCUCUUUCUCUCUAUCUCUCUCUUUUCCCAUUUUGGAAGUCAUGACAGUGGAAAACAAGCGAGAUAUUUUGAAGACAGGUUUUCAGAAGCACUUGGGGGGAUCGGCUUGUUAUAUGCCCUCUGUCUCAACGCUGGAUGCUGCAAUCAUAAUAGUUUUUUAUAUGGAAAAAAAAAUUGUUUGCACUUAAUAGUUUGUUAGAGGAGAAUGGCUUUACAUUUUUGGAGUGUGUAAGGACUCCUUGAUAAGGUUGAAAUAUAAAUAGAAUUUAAAAAUAAAAACCUUUGUAUCUAUUAAACAUUUAUUUUAAUAUUGUUUCAGAUUAAAUGGGCUCUGUAUUAUAUGUAAAUAUUGUACUUCAAUGAUUUAUGGGUGAAAUGAUCAUUAUUACAUUAGUUCAAAGAUCCUCAUUUCAGAAAAUAGUGAUAUUUCUACUACAGAAAUCUAUACAUAAUAUUAAAAUGAAUCUUGAAUAUGCAGGUGAAACUGUUUCUUUCCUGUUGUACAUAAAGAGAAUUCAGGUGUAUUUUUAUUAAUGAAACGUUUGGUAUAGGAGAAGUCUAUGAAAUCCUCUUAUCUAACAGGUAGUGCUGAAUGCUAGCUAGCCUGUCGCUGCAGAUUCAUUUAACGACAUAGGCAGGUAGGCGUAGAUGCAGCGGUCUAAUUCAGCCAUCACUCCGAGCUCAGGUAAACCACAGGAAGACUAACGCUGGCAUAGCUCCCCUCACUAGUCUCAUCCAUCGACAUGUGUGUGAAUUCACUUUAACUAACAAAAUAAGACUGACGACCGUGCUCUGAGGACAGGGCUGAGAUCUGUGAGUCCUGAUUUUUUUUCUUCUGUUUUUUUUUUUUUUUUUCUUUUUUUUGUGAGUAAUUGCUGAACUGAUGCUGAACUUGUGAACAAACAUUUGACACUGUGUUGAAUACCAACUGACUCAUGUCAGCACUUGAUGAUGGAAUAAAUGCUUGAGGUGAGCGUGUUUUAACAAGCACUCACACAUAGGAAGACUGAGGAUUUUAACAGUGUGACGCCUAUUAAAACAGCUUUGACAGAUUUCGUGUUUUAUUUGUGUUGAUUUGUUAAGUGCAUGCUCUCUCCACAUUCAUCGAUAGCCUGGGCAGCCAAUCACUGAUUCAUGUCAGUCACUAUGAUAGGAAUAUUAAAGGUCCG